This is a messenger RNA of Hyaloperonospora brassicae, 4242 nucleotides long. Lineage: Eukaryota; Oomycota; Peronosporomycetes; Peronosporales; Peronosporaceae. The record is from the annotation of a GenBank genome assembly.
AUGGCGACCCCACGUGACGACACGGAGGCGGCCGCAGCGCCCAGCGAUGCCGCCAGUCGUCCAAUUAAGAUAUCCGACGACGCGUCGGGGGCCGUGGGCGAACCCGUAGCGCUUGAGGAGCCUGUCGCGUCUGCUAUAGCGAAUGGAGACCUAGGGAAGAAGGAAGACAUAGAAACGAGUCAAGUGGACAGCGAAGCCGUGGAAGAGGAGCAGCAGAAGGGGCAGCAGGAAGGAGAAGACGAGGCCGAGAUACAAGAGGCUGUCGGAGAGAAUGUUGAAGAGGCGGUUGAAGAGACCGUUGAAGAGGCUGUUGUACAGACUGUUGGAGAGGCAUGUGGAGAAGCUGUUGAAGAAGCUGUUGAAGAGGCUGGUGGAGAGGCUGGCGAAGAGGCUGUUGUACAGACUGUACAAGAGACUGCACGUGAGCAGACGAUUAGUGCUGGCGUGUGUUCAAGCGGUGGCGGUCAUUCGGCAGAGACGGAGACGAUGGCCGUGAUGGAGGCGCCGGACUAUGAAGACGAGGACGACGAGUUCCAUGAAGCGUUGGAAGAUGGUGUGGAUUUGCUGGAAGAAGAUGCAGCCAUGAUGGAAAAGCCAACGGUACCACCGACGAUGAGUUUUUCGGUGAACGAGAUGGACGUAAUUACGAAUCGAGAAGGACGAACUGGUAGUCUGUCGAAAUUUCUAGACGACGCCGAUACGUAUCGUCGACGAUCGUUACCAUCGUAUCCGGAUGAACAGCUUUUUACGAUCUCGAUGAAUCAAAAACAAAUGACGUUGGCAGCGUUAUUGGAUAUGCAGAUUGACCCGGUGCUGGAGAUUCUGGAAGACACCGACUCUGAUAUCCGACUCUGGCUUAUGCAGCCCGAGACGGUAAAGCAAGUGCUCGCGGCGUUUGUCACUCCGCCUGUGCUCAGCGGAGAGCCGCAUGAAGAGUACGGAUACUACAAAAAGCACUUUUUGUGCUCUGAGAUCAUUAUGAAGCUGUACACAGGAGAGGAAGAUUUGUACGAGUCGUUUUCAUCCGAUUCAAGUUCGGGAUCGACUGCAACCACAGCUGUAUUUGGCUGUCAGGAGCAAGAGGACAUUGACAAAUGGAAGCAGCUCUACUCGAUUUUCGAAAACCCUGUUCCGCUGGAUGAGAUGCAGCUUCUCUUUUUUAGCAAAGCGCUCGUGCGCCUUCAUGACGGAUUCUGUCUUGAGGAAGGAUAUGUCAAUAACGUGCUGAAGCGUUUCUUGCCUGUUGUCAUUCCUCACCUCUACUCGAACACCAUCAAGUACAUGCUCACUCUCAUCUUGCAGAGCUACGAGAGUGUGCAUCCGAUUACUGGACGGAAUGAUGCAAUGGAGAUUGCAGCACCCUUGAUUGCUAGGGCUACUCGCGUGAACCCAGCGUCAGCGGAAAACCUGCUGCUUGUUGAGAACACAACCAACCUUCUUGUCGACAUGCUACAGGCAAACCAGGCAGAUCGUUUGGGUGCAUUCAGCCGUCGCGAGGGCGGUGUGUACCUUUCCAAGUACUUCGUGCGCGAUCAGUUCGGCACGAUUCGUGGUUUCGAGUCAAUGACGCAUGGCUACCACAAUUUCCUUCAGUACAUGCUUUUGGAUGAGAUGUCGAAGCAGCUAGUUAUUAUCGAGGAACUAUUCCAGAGUGCCUUGGAUGAGCUUGGUGUCAUUCGAGACAAGAGUUUGACUGAAGCGUCUAGUGCGCUAAAUAUCCACGUGGCCGGUGAGCUGUUAUCCCUGUGCCAGAGACUCUUGAACAAUAGCGUCGAGCGAGAGGACGACAGUACUCAGUUGGCCGAAACGGAGGCUCAAAACACUCAGAUGUUCGGGUACUCCAGCUUUCCAUCGGAGCAAUAUCCGAACUCACAACAUGACGCUACUGAUACAUCCAUGUACAAUUUGGCGUCUCUGCCCCGUGGCCAGGCACUCUGGACAUAUGUGCUUGAUAUGGCCCGGAAGACGUGUGGUGCGUUUGUAGGGCAGUUUAAUAAGGGGCUUCCACCUUCCGUAGAAAUCUCGCUGGCAAAGUAUUUGAACAAUUUGGUGCUGCUAAACGAUGCAAGUGUGGACGAGGAGUUGCACAAAGGUGGACUUAUUCAGGCUUAUCUUUCCAUUCUCGAGAAGCGGUCAUCGUUCGACAUGCUUAUCAUUCACACUGUGCCAGCAAUUUCGUUUCUUCUUCGGGAUGCUGAUGCUUCUCGAGCAAAAAAUUGCCCGCUGACGAAGGAUCUCUUUGGCAUUGACAUUGAUGUGCCUGAAAACAUCAUCAGUUUGUUGCUGCGUGCAAAGGUAGAUAUUCCGUCGCUUGAUAUCUAUGCCGCUAUCCUGCACGACGUGAUUGACGAAGUUUUUACAAGCAAGGCGCCAUCUCAAAAUAAUGCACAGGUUGUGUUCCAUUGCAAGCGUGACCCUGCGUGGGCAAAACUAUCGGAGAAGACCCGGUUCAGCAGUGGUUCAGAGACCCCGGACUUAGGGCGUGGCUCCGAUGAGAGGAGAAGUUCUGUGAGUGAUCAGGCGACGAGUGGCGAACAUGGCUGUGUUGCAGACCCGGUUGUUCAGAGCAACGGUGUUUUGGAGAUGGACCCGUCGAAAGACGAAUCUCUGUCGGCUUCAUCUGAUGGCUCAAAGUCAGCUACGGGGAGCGUGUCAUCAGAGAGGAAUUCAGACAAAGCGAAGGAAGGUCUGGCACCUGAGUCGACACCGAUAGGCUCUGAAAGCACUGAUUCGGACGCCACAGUGGAUGGACAGUCCACGUCUUCCGAUAAAAAUGAGGAGCAAAAAGCGGGUGUGAGCACAGCACCUUCUACGACUGCCCCUGAUGUGAAAGAAACGAAGUCGGCGGCUGCUUCAUCUAGCGAGGAUGCCGCCUCACCUGAGGAGGCUGCGAAAGAGAAGCCAGACACGAGCACGAACAACGAAGGUGACGGCUCGCGCAAAUCGCACUACUUCAAAAACGUGCUUCAGUCACCUGUGUUCAAAUCGCCUAUGCGCCUGGGCUCCGUAAUCAAGCCUCCGGUAGCUCCUCCAGCUCAAGAUUCGAAUGGUUCGCAGACGAAUGGAGAGGGCCAACAACGCAAUUUGUUUGGCUGGAAUAAUGUGUUCAAACGUCUACGGAAAUCGCUUGUAACAACGCACAACGAGAAAACAGACAAGAAGGUGCUGGCGCUGAGCAACGAAGCUUAUGCUUCGCCAAGCGUGGCACCACGCCAGUCGGACGUGUUUGUAGUGGACACAUCUCGUGGCGAGGACAUCACAACGUUUGUGAACCGCGAUGCAGGUGUGGUGGUAACGGAUGUCCCGGUCGCAUCAUCCAAGUCUUCGGAGUCUUCGGUGAAUGUCAUUACGUCAGGUUACAUGUACAAGAACAAGUACCCCGAGACAGGCCACAAGAAUGUGUGGGAGCGAUACUAUUUCGUUCUCAAUCGCUCGGAUGGUUCGCUGAGCUAUUACAUCAGCGACGCUCACGCGAAGGACCGCACCUUCGUUCGCGGCACGUCGCGUCCACUUACCGUUUCGGAAGGCCUUCCUAUGCAUGUGCAUGGCCAGUACAAUGUGUUUGGGUUCCAAAUCAACACCCAAGGCCAUGGCGCGUUUAUGGUGUUGGUUGACUCUAUCGACACACGUCUCACGUGGCUGACAGAGGUCUUGGUCUGUGUGUCGAACGCCAAUCCGUCGCUUCCGCUUCCAAAGCAGCGUCUGUCGCUGUUGUCUGAUGAUGCACCGAAGCAGCGUUUGUCAGGCUCAUUGGGCUCGAUCGGUUCGCUGAAGUGCAGCAAGGAGGAGAUGAAGGAGCUGGUAAUGGAGUUUUACCGCAACUUGUUUGGUCCGACCCUGAAGUUCUCGUCGCCUUUGGAUGCACCGGCAUCUUUCUGGAUGGAAGAAAAAAUUGACCCUGUUUCCGACGGUUGCGUGCUGAGCUCCAAUUUGCCAGCCUGUGUACCGUACUGGGGCGAGUUCCACGGGUACAAGCGGUUAUGUGACUACUGGAAGAUUCGUGACGAAACAGUGGAGCGCAGUAGUGGACGGGUACUCCGUGUCUUGGUUGACGAGGAUGAGGAGACAGCAGUAGUGAUGACAUCUACGACAUUUCGCAUUCUGCGCAACAGCGAAAUCAUAACUGAAGAGUCGUGCGAUAUCGUGAGUAUGAGUGCCGGUAGCAUCGUAAGCAUCCACUGCACCUUUGACUCGCACCGCAUCGCGCAAGCUUUUGAAAAGGAGGGUAUCAGCGCGUCGUAG